CCCCCCCCGCGCCCACCCACCACAUCUUGCAUCUGUGAGCCAUCUUUGAGGCUACCUCCACCCUCACACAACCCACCUCUUUGAGGGGGGAAAGGAAAGCUGGCAGGUGUCUGAUUCACCCGCCAAAAAGUGCCCACUUGUUUUGCUGCCAUAUUGCAGCACCACGUCAAAUCUGAUCAAAUACUAAGUUAGAGAAAACAUCAUUUUGUGAAACGCGUGGAAGAGAGAAACAAAAGGGCGAGUUUAGAAAACGGCAAAGACACGUUUCUGUUUUCCCCUUUUUUAAUACAGAUUCUCCGCGCGGACUGACAGCACGCGAGGGGCAGAUGCAGUAGAAGUGGUCCUCAGUGUUGGGCGAUGAGUGUAAUAGCAGAAGUUGUGCUGUCAAGCGUUUCUGCAAACCACACCCCUACUCUCACAGGAAGCCCUGUGUGUGUGCCGAAACCCCCAGAACAGCCGAGAGACACACAAUAGGAAGCGAGGCAGCCAGAGGUGCAGAGAGAGAAAAAAAAACUGUCAGAAGCCAACACUGGAAGUCCCGUCGUAGAAAGAAAGAGCCGGAGGAGGCUGCGCAUGAGGCAGAACAACAGAUACAGUGGGAAGGAGAGAGAGAGAGAGGGCGGAACAGAGAACAUGAAGACUGUUGGAGGGGGAAGAGGGAGGGGAUGACAUGUGUGCUGGCCGACGCUCCACUCUUCUACUUUUUUGAUCCAAUGUGGCUGCAAGCUUGAAGACAGAGGAUGCCAUCGUCUUGGGAUUGAGAGUGUUCUGAACCGGCGGUUGAUCAGCGCGGGAGACAAACUUCCUCUUCAAUAUACAAAACUUCAUCUCUCUGUCCGGGAUACUGCAGAGCACAGGACAACAGUGGCAACUCCCCCUCGCCACAGUGGACAGCAUGGACGCUCGGGCAAGCGCCGGACUACACCAGACUACGAGCGGCUCGCCCGACGCCAGCUUCCUGUUGGAUCACAAGGCAGCUUAACAGUUAAGAGCACCUGACUUUAAGAUGAGCUUUGCGAACGAAAGCUGUGAAAACAGUAAAGACCUGCGGACGUACCAGCACCACUUGUACGCAGUGGUGUACAGCGUGAUCCUAGCCCCUGGGCUGCUGGGCAAUCUGCUGGCGCUCUGGGUGUUCAGAGUCUACAUCAGAGAAACCAAGAAGGCCGUGGUGUUCAUGAUGAACCUGGCUGUGGCCGACCUGCUGCAGGUCAAGAAUCGUGAUCAGUUGAUGAAGAUAUUACGUUUUCUGAUUCUUCAAACCUUGUGGUAUCACUCAACCGCCGUCAACCAAGUGCUCUCCCUGCCCCUGCGGAUUUACUACUACCUGAACAACAGCUGGCCCUUUGGCCAUAUCCUCUGCAUGAUCUGCUUCUAUCUCAAGUACGUAAACAUGUACGCCUCCAUCUACUUCCUUGUGUGUGUCAGCGUGCGUCGCUGUGAGCUCAUCAUGCGUCCGCUGAGGUACAACUCGUCCCGGCGGAAGGGGGACAUGGUCAUAUGCGGCGUUGGCUGGCUGUUUGUCUUUAUGGCCUGUCUGCCGUUCCCCCUGCUGAGGAACCCCGUCACCUCUGACACCCUCCUCACCGGGCACGACUUGGAGUGUUUCUCGGAGCUGCCCCUGAGGCCCAUCAGUCCUCCGGCGGCCUGGACUCUGCUGGUCAUAGCCGAGCUGAUCGGCUUCGUCAUCCCCCUCGCCUUGGUGUUAGCCUGCACCUGUCUGACUGCUGGGAGCCUCCGGGAGCCGACAGAGGGGGCCAUCCCUGACCGAGGGGAGAAGCGGAGGGCGCUGAGGAUGGUGCUGAGCUGCGCUGCGGUCUUCCUUGUGUGCUUUGCUCCUUACCACGUCACCAUGCCCCUGGACUUCUUGGCCAAGGCCAAUGCCCUCGGCAGCUGUGCCCUCAGGGACCGGAUCCUGCGCUGUCACCCCAUCACGCUGUGUCUGGCCAGCCUGAACUGCAGCCUGGACCCACUCAUGUACUAUUACACCACUGACGAAUUCCGCAGGCGACUGAGCAAGCCGGAGCUGCCCGAGGGCGUGACUUUCAGCAGGCGUCUGUCCUGCCUGACUGGAGGAGAGGAGUCAGAUGACGGGGAUGACUACGGUCACGCUGAAGGACCAAUAGUUUCAUCUCAACCACUAAGCCCUGACUAAAACUGUCUGUGCUCCUAAAAACUAUGGAAAACAUGAAAAAAGUGUGUGAAAAUAUGGGAGAGUUUGAAAAUGUGAAUUUGUUCCUAUUUAUUUUUUCAAUAAAAAGGUUGGUCUGUUCUUUCUAAA
Molecule: messenger RNA, 2281 nt
Organism: Scophthalmus maximus (turbot)
Lineage: Eukaryota; Metazoa; Chordata; Actinopteri; Pleuronectiformes; Scophthalmidae
Gene: gpr174
Product: G protein-coupled receptor 174
Exons: 4
Coding region: 1007-2155 (382 amino acids)
Biological process (GO): positive regulation of Rho protein signal transduction; phospholipase C-activating G protein-coupled receptor signaling pathway
Cellular component (GO): membrane
Molecular function (GO): G protein-coupled receptor activity
Source: RefSeq, a predicted model, not a curated record